AUGGAUUUGGGCCUUGAUUACAAGAAGAUACAUGCUUGUCCUAAUGACUGCAUGCUUUAUCGUGGAGAAGAUGAAGAAAAAGUUGCUUGCAGUAAAUGUGGUGAAAGUAGAUGGAAGGCAAAUAAGCAGGAUGUUCCAGCCAAGGUUUUAAGAUAUUUUCCUUUAAAACCUAGAGUUCAAAGACUAUUCAUGUGUUCUCAGACUGCUGAAUCCAUGAGUUGGCAUGCAAAAGAGCGCCUCCAGGAUGGGAAUCUAAGGCACCCAGCAGAUGGCAAAGCAUGGAAGGAUUUUGAUUCCAAUCAUCCUGAUUUUGCACUAGACCCUCGUAAUGUGAGGCUGGGCUUGGCUAGUGACGGGUUUAAUCCAUUUCGGACUAUGAGCAUUUCGCAUAGCACAUGGCCGGUGAUCUUGAUAAAUUAUAAUUUACCACCCUGGAUGUCUCUAAAGCCAGAAUAUUUCAUGUUGUCUUUGCUUAUUCCAGGGCCUCAGUCGCCUGGGAAUAAUAUCGAUGUUUACUUGCAACCGUUGAUUGAUGACUUGAAAGAGCUAUGGGAAGUCGGGUUGCUUACUUAUGAUGCUUCAAGUAAACAACCAUUUUAUGUUCGUGCAGCUUUACUUUGGACUAUAAGUGACUUUCCAGCAUUUGCAAUGUUAUCCGGAUGGAGUACUAAAGGGAAGUUGGCUUGUCCUUGCUGCAACUAUGGCACUUGUUCGCAAUAUUUAAAAUACAGUAGGAAAAUGUGUUACAUGGGUCAUCGUCGAUUUUUGAGUGAUAAUCAUCCAUGGCGGUUAAAUAGAAGAAACUUUAAUGGCCAUGUUGAGUUAGGAAAAAAACCUGAAUCAUUAUCCGGGAUAGAGAUUAUGGAGGAAUUGCGUGGCUUUGUUAAUGACUUUGGGAAGAAACAAAAGAAAAAAUUAGAAAAGGGCUGUCCAUGGAAAAAAAGGUUAAUAUUUUUUGAUUUGCCUUAUUGGGAGCAGAAUACAUGUCGGCACUUGCUGGAUUUAAUGCACAUAGAGAAGAAUGUGUGUGAUAAUAUAAUUGGGACAUUAUUAGACAUUCCUGAAAAGACGAAGGAUCAUGUUAGAGCUCGUUUUGAUUUGCAGCAUAUGGGCAUAAGAAGAGAUCUACACCCAACCAAGUCAGCUGAUGGUCGGCAUUUUACAUUCGCUAAAGCAUGCUUUUCGAUGACGAUGGAGGAGAAAAAGAUAUUUUGUGGUGUGUUAAAAAAUGCUAAAAUGCCGCAUGGUUGUGCAUCAAAUAUCUCGAGGUGUGUCAAUGUUAAUGAGAAAAAAAUAUCAGGGUAUAAGACACACGAUGCUCAUUUUCUCAUGCAGUAUUUGCUUUCAGUUGCUCUGAGAAGGACUAUGCCUAGACGUGUUUCUAUUCCAUUAAUCAGAUUAGGGGCUUUCUUCAAGGGCUUAUGUAGCAAAGUUCUUAAUUUAAAUGAUCUUUAUAAAUUGCAGUCAGAAAUUGUGGAGAUACUUUGUCAACUGGAGAAAAUAUUUUUACCUAGCUUUUUUGAUAUUAUGGUGCAUUUGCCGAUUCAUUUAGUUCAACAAAUUUUGGAUUGUGGGCCAGUUAACUAUUGUUGGAUGUAUCCGGUAGAGAGAUAUCUUUGUAGAUUAAAGUCAUAUGUUCGCAAUAGAAGUGCUCCUGAAGGUUCCAUAGCGGAGGGGUAUUUGGCUGAAGAGUCGUUGACUUUUUGCUCGUUAUAUCUACAUGAUGGUGUGAAGACAAGAUUUAAUAGAUAUACAAGAAAGUAUGAUGAAGUCAUUGAUGAUGAUGAGCCAUCACCUAUUUUUCCAAAGAUAGGUCAUCCAGUGGGCGGAAAGAGGAAAAGGAAAGGCAAAGCAUUUGCAUUGGAUGAUGUAGAUUGGGUUAAUGCACAUAGAUAUGCUUUAUUCAAUUGCGGUAAUAGGGAAGUUGGGGAGUAUAUUAGAGAGCACAAACUCUUGAUUGAGAAUCAACCGAGAAAACGAGGUAGAAGAAGAAAAUGGGUAGAAGCUCAAAGGCAUAGUAAGGAUUUUCUUGUAUGGUUUAAAGACACCGUGGCUGAAUCUCAAUCAAUACCCAAAUACAUGAAGUUUUUUUCGAUGGGUCCCAACAAUAUCGCCAAGAGAUAUAGAGGAUAUUAUAUUAAUGGCUAUACUUUCUACAUCAAAGCACGCGAUGAUACAUGCAAAACUCAAAAUAGUGGUGUUUCUUUAUUAAGUGAAGUGGAUAGUUAUACAAGCUCUAGGGACCAUAAUCCUAUAACUGCUAAAGUGUCAUUUUAUGGAGUCAUACAAGAUAUCAUUGAACUAGACUACUGGGGCAAUUUUAGUGUUGUUUUGUUUAAGUGUGAUUGGUUUCAGCAUGACACGGAUGAAUAUGGGCUUACUCGUGUAAAUUUUAACAACAAAUGUCAUACAAAUGAUCCUUUUGUGAUGGCAUGCCAAGUGCAUCAAGUUUUUUAUGUGAAAGACCCUGUUGAAGAGCGAUCAAUAUUGGGUCGAAAUCAUGAUAACGAAAUGGAUUCGAUGGCAAGCAUUAAUGAUGAUGAUGCAGAUAAUAUUGGUUGGUGUAGAGAUGGUUUGCCGAGAUCCAUUGUUGACAUUCCGCCAAACAUGGAGGAGCUAGAAGAUGAAAAUGAAGGAGAAUCAGAAGGUGGAGAUCAAGAUGAAUCAGAAGGUGGAGAUCAAGAUGAAUCAGAUUAG
Molecule: messenger RNA, 2697 nt
Organism: Asparagus officinalis (garden asparagus)
Lineage: Eukaryota; Viridiplantae; Streptophyta; Magnoliopsida; Asparagales; Asparagaceae
Exons: 3
Coding region: 1-2697 (898 amino acids)
Source: RefSeq, a predicted model, not a curated record